CUCUCGGUUGUGAGCGAAUGAGUGAAUGAACGAGGAGAAAAGCGACAACAGUCUCCGUUUACUUCAACACGUAGCACACGUAUACACACGUGCACAUUCACAUAAACACACGUACAUACACAUACACGCAACAUACAGCAUUCAAACAUUCGUACAUUCGUACAUUCGCACAAUCGUAGAUUCCAGUAUUCCUAGGUACGUUCGUUCGUUUGUUCGUUGCUUCACUGAUUGGUUGAUUCUCUGGUUGGUUGGUUGCUUCACCCAUUCUGUUCGUAUGUUGAUAAGACUGGUUACUGUUAGCAGACGCGCCAGACAAGACGGCAGUUGAGUGGAGUCAGUCCUUGCUAUGAUAUUAUCCAACUGUAAAAGUGGAACGGAGUGGAGGUUUUCUCGAGUAAAAUGCAAACGGUUUGUAUUAUGAAAGGAGUACUAUUAAAGGCUUGGGCAAGAAUAUCACUUCUCUUCGCAUAUAUGCCCCUAUUGCAUCUUGUAACAGGUAGGCAGACAUUUCAACUCGCAACACAUAACACUCAACUGAAAUUACCCAAACUUAUGGAACUAGAAUUUCAAGACUUACCAGGUAAGUCCCAAAUUUGGAAUAAUACAACCUUUGCUCAAUAUGAAGACAAUGCACCUAUUCCACGGUUUAACCCGUCUCCUACCAAUGUGACAUUUCGAAGAGGAGAAACUGCAAUCCUUCACUGUUCAAUAGAGAACUUGGGCACCAAAACAGUAAUGUGGAGAAAAGCAUCUGAUCCUCACCCAUGGACAAUCGGUACCUACACAUAUGUAAAAGAUUCCAGUGUAACGGUAACUCAUAAUGAAGAAGCCAAUGAAUGGAACUUAUUAAUAAAAAAUUUAGAAAAACGACAUGGUGGUGUAUAUGUGUGUCAAGUGAGUACACGUGAUAGGAUCUCUCGACAGGUGCUACUAAGAAUUACUGAUAACCCAGUGAGGGAAAAAACUAAACCAAGCAUCCAGGUUUCUGGUAAAUCAUACAUCGAGAAAGGAGAUCCCAUCAAACUUGUAUGCAAUACAACUGGCUCAGAAUAUCCUCCACUGGAUCUCGACUGGUUCAAAGAUGGCAACAAAAUUAAUGCCGAUUCUGCGAAAAAGAUCAAAAUCGAUAAACGCCACUUUCCUCACGCAAACACACUGAGCAGUGUUCUGAAUAUAACUCACAGUAAAAUGUCCGAUGCUGGUGAAUAUGUAUGUCGUAGCUCGAAUCUGGAGAUAACUAGCAUCAAAGUGCAUGUACUCAAUGGAAACGUUCACCCUGAGAGCCAUCCCAGCAAUGAUGAGAAGAAACCCAAUGGUAAGUCUUAG
Octopus bimaculoides (California two-spot octopus) is the source of this 1326-nucleotide messenger RNA. RefSeq names its product zwei Ig domain protein zig-8. The record is from RefSeq and is a predicted model, not a curated record. NCBI's taxonomy places the organism in Eukaryota, Metazoa, Mollusca, Cephalopoda, Octopoda, Octopodidae. Gene Ontology annotation, biological process: synapse organization. Gene Ontology annotation, cellular component: neuron projection membrane.